GGCACCAAGAAGUACAAAGAUGUCCCAAGACAGGGCAGGGUAAGGGCUACUCUCUGGCCUUGACCAUGGAUGGUGGUUACCAGCUAUGGGCACCCUGGUCUCCACUAGAUGAAUCUCUGCAAUGGCUGAGGGGCACCCUCCCCAGGCCGGGAGUUUCCAAGCCUCUCUUCCGAGCAGGACGGAGCCCAGCUGCUGCAGAUUUAGAAGUGCAGCUUUGUUUCCAGGGCCUCAGCCUGGUCCUGGAGCCUCGUGCGAAGAUGGGAGCAGGACAGCCACCAGGAGCAGCUGGGGAGACAAGAGGGCACAGUGGGUCUGUGCGUAAACCCCAGGCUGUGCGUCUCACAGGGAUUGAUUCGGUAUUUGGACACCUUGUGACAGUACAGCCCCCACGCUGGAGUGGCUCCCUUAGGGUAUCCGAGCAUUCGGCCUUCCAUCAAGUCAUAAGUGCCCACCAGCGCUGGCCCCGAGGGCUCCGGGAGCCCCAAGUGCACAUGGCUAUGGCUAUAUGUCGGCAAAUGCUGCGUGCCAUGCUCCUGCUCUAUGCUGCCUACAAGAGGUGUGCCUUCGCAUUGCAACAUUCCCACUGAGGACCCGUCUGCCGAGGGCCGAAGGAAACCAACCCUUGCUGCGAUCAAGGGAAUCCCUCAAUUACAUCCUCUUUGGAGAUCUGUUCUUCCUACUUUCGAGGAGUCUAUUCCAAUCAGCUAAACAUCUGCUGAUUGGGGAUACCCAGCUGAAUUGUAAUUUGCCAAUAUAAUCGUUCAUAAUUAUUAUAUAUGAAAGAAACAUUUCAAGUAAACAGUGUCAUUGAAGGAAAUAUUUCUGAAACUCCAACAAUAUGUAAAACAUAUCCCCUUUGAGAAACAACAGUCACACAUUUGCACAUGUUGAAGAACAUGCACUCAGCAAACUGAGAUAAUUGGACUUCUACAUGGGAUGAACAUGAAAUUCAAGAACAUUUUUAAUACAAGAAAGAAUAUUAAAGCAAAUUUAAACAUAAAAACCAUUAAGGCACUAAAGAACAAGACUGAGAAAUAAAUCCAAUUCGCCAGGAUUAGAGACUAAAAGGCAAUAGGAGGGAUGUAUGCGAGUAUUCUAAAAGCUGUAUUAAUUUCUAAAUAAAAUGAUUAUCUCAACCACA
Pantherophis guttatus is the source of this 1141-nucleotide messenger RNA. RefSeq names its product FANCD2 opposite strand protein-like. The record is from RefSeq and is a predicted model, not a curated record. Lineage: Eukaryota; Metazoa; Chordata; Lepidosauria; Squamata; Colubridae.